This is a messenger RNA of Cygnus olor (mute swan), 6008 nucleotides long. RefSeq names its product BicC family RNA binding protein 1 (gene BICC1). Bases 444 to 3194 code for a protein of 916 amino acids. The transcript is spliced from 21 exons. Gene Ontology annotation, molecular function: protein binding; RNA binding. The record is from RefSeq and is a predicted model, not a curated record. NCBI's taxonomy places the organism in Eukaryota, Metazoa, Chordata, Aves, Anseriformes, Anatidae. Gene Ontology annotation, cellular component: cytoplasm.
CACAAUGACAUCUUACAGUAAAGCUGUAAGCACACUCACAUCCAAUUGCUAAAGCAUAUUUAAAUGUAAGCAAGUGGAAUAAAUACGUGGGAAGACCCAAUCCUAAUGAGAGAAUGGAAACAAAGGAUUACCUACAGCCUUCACACAGGAAUGACCAAAUUCAUCUCUCCUAAGGGUUACUUGGGCUAAGUCAGGAAACCUGCUUCCAGGCUAUCAGGCAUCUGUGGGAACCUGACCUCCUCCGAGUGACUCCCAAGACUCUGUAGAGGUUCUGGAUCUGUUUUGCCUUGCAGCCUCCUCUGCCUCAUACCUUCCCCCACUGCUGCAGAGGCACGAGGUUCCCUCCACAUGUCCUCCAGCAUACUGUCUGCCCAGCAGAGCGUGUUCAAUGGGCAGCUACCAACUAUGCAGAUAGCACAACUACUCUGAAGCAUACAGAGGUUAUGCAGAUGGUGCAAGCUGCUGCUGAGGGCAAAGGGAAAAGUGGGGAAGACUUUUUUCAGAAGAUUAUGGAAGAAACAAAUACACAGAUUGCUUGGCCAUCAAAGUUGAAGAUCGGAGCAAAAUCGAAAAAAGAUCCACAUAUUAAAGUCUCUGGAAAAAAGGAAAAUGUUAAAGAAGCUAAAGAGAAAAUCAUGUCUGUCCUGGACACAAAAAGCAAUCGGGUAACCUUGAAGAUGGAUGUUUCGCAUACAGAACAUUCUCAUGUGAUAGGUAAAGGUGGCAAUAAUAUUAAAAAGGUGAUGGAGGAAACAGGAUGCCAUAUCCAUUUUCCAGACUCAAAUAGGAAUAAUCAAGCGGAAAAAAGCAACCAAGUGUCUAUUGCAGGACAGCCAGCUGGAGUGGAGUCCGCAAGAGUUAGAAUUCGGGAGCUGCUUCCAUUGGUACUCAUGUUUGAAUUGCCUAUUGCUGGAAUUCUGCAACCAAUCCCAGAUCCUAAUUCUCCCACAAUUCAGCAUAUAUCUCAGACAUACAAUAUUUCAGUUUCCUUUAAACAACGGUCUCGAAUGUAUGGUGCUACAGUCAUUGUCAGAGGGUCACAAAAUAACACUAGUGCUGUGAAGGAAGGAACAGCCAUGCUUCUAGAACACCUAGCUGGGAGCUUGGCUUCUGCAAUCCCUGUGAGCACACAACUAGACAUUGCAGCACAGCAUCAUCUCUUUAUGAUGGGUCGAAAUGGAAGUAACAUCAAGCAUAUCAUGCAGAGGACUGGUGCUCAGAUCCACUUUCCUGACCCUAGUAACCCACAGAAGAAAUCCACUGUCUACCUCCAGGGCACAAUUGAGUCUGUCUGUCUUGCCAGACAGUAUCUCAUGGGUUGCCUUCCUCUUGUGCUCAUGUUUGAUAUGAAGGAAGAAAUUGAAGUAGAACCACAGUUUAUAACACAACUAAUGGAGCAGUUAGAUGUCUUCAUAAGCAUUAAGCCGAAGCCAAAGCAACCAAGCAAGUCUGUGAUUGUAAAAAGUGUUGAACGAAAUGCCUUAAAUAUGUAUGAGGCACGGAAAUGUCUCUUGGGACUUGAAAGUAGUGGAGUCACCAUACCAUCAAAUCCCUCUACUGUCUCAUGCCCUGUUGGUCUUUCCUGUCCUGGUUUGGAUAUCCUGUCCUCAGCAGGACUAGGACUCACUGGACUUGGCCUUUUAGGUCCAACAGCCCUGUCGGUCAACACCUCAACUACUCCAAACUCUCUGUUGAAUGCUCUGAAUAGCUCUGUGAGUCCCCUACAGAGUCCAAGUUCAGGCACACCUAGCCCCACAUUAUGGGCAACAUCUCUUGCUAACACGAAUGCCACAGGUUUCUCUGCUAUUCCACACCUAAUGAUACCAUCUACUGCCCAAGCAACUUUAACUAGUAUUUUGCUGUCUGGAGUACCUAGUUAUAGUCAGAACACUCCAUCUCCACCACCUGGCUUGACUCCUGUUGAAGUCCAUGUCAACGGCCUGCAAUCAGAAAGUAAAAAAGGGUCACCUUCUUUAAAUGGUCACGUGAAGACCUCAAAUAUCAAGUAUGCUGCACUGUCUGCCACAUCACUGGGAGAAAAUGUGUUGAGCACAAACCACAGUGAUUCGGCAAGACAAACAAGUACUCACGGUGCCUCAGAACAAGUAGCUGCCAAGUCAAAUAGUGCAGAAGGUUGCAAUGAUGCUUUUGUAGAAGUGGGCAUGCCAAGGAGUCCAUCACAUUCAGCAAAUACCAGUGACCUGAAGCAGAUGAUGAGCUCUUCCAAACAGGCGUGUACAAAGAGGCAAACAGUUGAAUUACUGCAAGGCACCAAAAACUCUCACUUACAUACUACAGAGAGGUUGCUCUCAGAUGCAGAGUUAAGUGCUUCUGAAAGUCCUAUGGCUGACAAAAAGGCUCCUGGAAGUGAGCGGGCAGCAGAGCGAGCAGCAGCUGCCCAGCAGAACUCCGAAAGAGCACGUCUAGCACAGCCAUCUUAUGUAAAUAUGCAGGCAUUUGACUAUGAACAGAAGAAGCUACUAGCGACCAAAGCUAUGCUAAAGAAGCCAGUUGUAACAGAAGUGAGAACUCCAACAAAUACAUGGAGUGGGUUGGGGUUCUCUAAAUCUAUGCCUGCAGAAACUAUCAAAGAACUGAGAAGAGCUAAUCAUGUAUCAUACAAGCCAUCUAUGACAACUACAUAUGAGGGUUCAUCAAUGUCUCUCUCACGGUCCAACAGUCGGGAGCACCUGGGAAAUGGCAGCGAAUCUGAUAACUGGAGAGAUCGUAAUGGGCUUGGACCCACAGCUCAUGAAUUUGUCUCCUCAAUUGGCAGCCCCAAGCGGAAACAAAAUAAAUCAGCUGAACACUAUCUCAGUAGCAGUAAUUACAUGGACUGCAUUUCCUCGCUGACAGGAAGCAAUGGCUGCAACCUGAACAGCCUCUUUAAGGGAUCUGACCUGCCUGAGCUGUUCAGCAAACUUGGUUUGGGCAAAUACACGGAUGUAUUUCAACAGCAAGAGAUUGAUCUGCAGACAUUCCUUACUCUUACUGAUCAAGAUUUGAAAGAGCUAGGAAUCACCACUUUCGGUGCCAGAAGAAAAAUGCUGCUUGCAAUCUCAGAACUGAAUAAAAACCGAAGAAAGCUGUUUGACCCAGCAAACAUACGUGCCUCAUUCCUCGAAGGUGGAGCGAGUGGAAGACUGCCACGUCAGUAUCAUUCGGACAUUGCUAGUGUCAGCGGUCGCUGGUAGCAGUAAGUUGUGGCUCAAAAAGUCAACUGUAAAGAUGGACAUGGCAAUCCUGUGGACAGCCUUCACUGCACACCACCCUCUGCACUUUGGAAGUUUGGGUAUCAAGGACCAAAGCAUUUUGUCUGCACAAUACUGUGCCAAAAAAGAGAAAACACAUUGUCUGUCUUUCAAAACACCAAAUGUGGGUUAUCUUUUACUCAUGUAGAUUGGACAGAUUUUGCAAUAAUAAUAAUAUAGGGUUCUUUGUUUAGUAUUUUAUUACCUAUAACUAUAAUGUAUGCACUGAAUUUUUACUUUGAAUGAAGGAAGAAUGAAGAGCUGGGAUGCCAGAGAGCAUAGAUUUUGGUUUUAUCAAGAUGGAUUUUUCUGGUACUGCUUAAAAUAAUUAUUGAGGUCUUUCUGCACUUUACAUGUUCUGAUUUCUUGUCCUGUGGAAAUUUAUUUCUUUCAUUUCCAUAUUGAUUUUUAUAUUGGCACUAAUCAAAUUUUUUUCAGAUGUUCCUGCAUUGUCACUUCUCACUCUAAUGGUACUAGGAACUGGUUCUUAUGCAGAUUUUCCUUCUCUCUGUCUCCCCAGUAGCUACCUGAAGAGAUUGUUCCGAAAUCCAGCCGUACGGUAGUGGACCAGUCCUAUUAUGCUCUCAUGAAGCAGUCUAGUACUGCUUGCAGUGAAAUUUGCUAACUGUAACAGAUGCAAUGAAAGACCAAAAUGGACCUUGCAAUAUUAACCCUUUGCGGUCAUCAUAUUUAACUGCUGCCUGUUAUGCUAAAACUGUUUUUAAUGGUUGUCUCAAAGCAAAGGGCUAUUUUUAGUAUCCUGCCACUAAAGGACACUUAUUUAUAUCAGACUUUUAUUUUUAGAUCCUAUACACCUAUGAUAUGUAACAUUAAACUGAUCUACUGCAGAUUUAUGGUAGAGAAUGAAAGGCAUUCAUCAAACUAGAGCUCUGGGCUGUCAGUUUGAUUAAAUACAACUAAUCUAAUUUGACAAGACGGCACUGUUGCCAUUUAAUAAAUGACGCAUAUUACUUACAUGACUAUGCAUGCAGCAAAUAAGUGACCAACAUGAAAUAGGUGUAAUAGCAUCUGUUUUGUUCAAUUUAGAUUUGUAAUGGUCAGCUGCAGAAGUGUUUAAAACUCUGGAGAUGAACUAUUUCUGAAACAAGUUAUGUUCAGCAGAGUCAAUAUUAUAAGUGGCUAGAGCUAACUAUUGCAUUCUUAUACUGUGAAAGUCCGAAUAAUUUGGCAAUAUUAUUCCUCUGUCUUUACAAAUGUCUUGUUAUGGGUUUAUGAAGGGUUCUCAUAUAAUGAAGGAAUUCAUAAAGUGCCUCUUUCUGCAAUGCAAUAUAAAAUUUCCAAGCAUUAAUUUGUUGAAAAGCUUUCCCAUUAGAAAUGUUGUGAAUUACCUCUACUGUAAUGUAUUAUUUAUGUUCAGAGUACAAGCCUUUUGAGAUGGACAUAAACCACUGUCAAGUGCUCUUAACAGAAGGCAUUAGAGUAACAUUUACAGUAGUUGGUUUUUAUGCAAAAAUGGGUGUGAAAUAGUUUUGACACUUUCCAUGGAUAAUUCUUUUAAGGUGAGAAAACCAAAAUGAUGUCUAGACAGAUUUGCACACACAAAGGGAAUUUAAAGAAGUUAUUACUUGAGGGCAUAGAUGAUCAAGCAAUGAUAUAAAGCCUAUUGCGGCUAGCAAAAAAAAAAAAAACUGCUCAGUACUCAUUUCAGCCAUAUCUACUUAAUGGUGUAUAGCUGGGUGACUUCCACUGUAGAUCAAGUAGCAGUUAGCUUCCUCCGGGUUUAAAAUUGUACUUCAGAUUAGAAUGGGUAGAACUGCAUCUUGCAUGCACACAGUUGUUCACAUCAAAGUUGCUGUGCUCAAAUGCCAUAGGUAAAUAUCCACUUAUUUGUGAGGUAUCUGCGUGUGUGUUUGUUACACAGGAAAGAGCAACUUCAUGCAAACCCUUGUGGAAGCCACGAUUUCUAAUUCUAAAACUAUUUACACUUAUGCUUGCUUCUAAGCACAUAGAUAGCUCCAUUGACGUGGACUGACUUAUGUGCUUACAAAUGAGCUUUCAUUUAAAUGUUUGCAUUUUCAAGACCAUUGUUUGAAAAUCAAGUUGUUUUCAGUCAUGUUGAUUUUAUAAGACCUUUUAUUGAAAUACUCAACAACACUUUGUACAGAACUUUCUGCAACCCCUUCUUGCUUGUUUUGCCUGAACUUAAAAGUAUCAAAAAACUCUUUACACUCUUAAAUUUUUAGUCUUUCAUAAGUGCAUACUAUGUAUCUAGACAGUACUAUAUUUGGAAACUGAACUUAUUACAGUAUUAAGUUGAUGUGGUCUUUUGCUGAGCAGUGCUUAUUAUCAUCUACACCAAAGUGAAGAAUUUCCCAUUAACAACAUUAUUUUCAAUAGGGCUUCACACAAAAAAAGAACACACUGGAAAAAAAAUUUCUCACUUAUUUUGAUUCCACAAAGGGAAUAUGACAGUACAGCAUACCGUAUUGUUAGUGUUGUAUUAUGCACAAAUAUGAGUUGCUACAUAAAAAUGUUAGUUUUAAAUCUGUGCCUUAAUAGUGACCAGUUAUCUGUAAAUAUAGAGCAGAUACAGAUUGUAUUUUUGUGGGUUGUGUCCUUUUAGUGAUUUUUAAAUAAAAAAUGAAAUUAAAACAUUAAAAAUGGGAAUUUUCAAAACUAAUCAAUGCUCCGUAAAAUAAAUUUAUAUAACUCCCUUGUAUUCUGAUUGGUUAAUGAAGUAUUUUUAUUUAGACCCAAUUCCAGGGAUGCUUGCUUGUUAAUAAAAUAUCAAAAGCA